Messenger RNA from Sorex araneus (European shrew), 815 nucleotides. RefSeq names its product interleukin 10 receptor subunit beta (gene IL10RB). Bases 174 to 770 code for a protein of 198 amino acids. The record is from RefSeq and is a predicted model, not a curated record. The transcript has 5 exons. Lineage: Eukaryota; Metazoa; Chordata; Mammalia; Eulipotyphla; Soricidae. Gene Ontology annotation, molecular function: protein binding; interleukin-10 receptor activity.
GUGGGGCGUGGCCCUACAAGCCCCGCCCCCGCCUGUUUCCGGAAGCGGCUGCGAGCGCGGCCCAGGCAGCGCGCCCGGGCGCGGGAGUGGGGUCGGGGGGUGUGUGCCGGUGGCUGCCCGCGGACCCCACCCCCACCCCGCCCCAGCCCCCGGAGCAUCUUCCCGGCGCGGCCAUGGCGUGGAGACUCGGGACCUGGCUGGGGGUCUGUCUCCUGGUGUCAGCCUCAGCAGUGGUGCCACCCCCUGAAAAUCUCCACAUGCAUUCACUUAACUUCAAGAACAUUCUCCGGUGGAAGUCACCUGCUUUUCCCAGAGGGAACCUCACUUUCACAGUUCAGUACCACAGCUAUCACAAGUCCUUUCAAGACCAGUGCAGUCAUAUUAACUUGACAGAGUGUGAUUUCUCGAACCUUUCCAAGUACGGCAACUACACGUUGAGAGUCCAAGCGGAGUUCCAGGCUGAGCACUCAGAAUGGGUCACCACCGUCUUCUGUCCCGUGGAUGACACUGUUAUCGGGCCUCCUGGAUUGAAAUUAAAGGCCCUGGGCAAUUCCUUGCAUGUGCUCUUCUUAGUCCCCCAAGUUGAGAACGAGCCAGACUCAUGGAGCAUGAAAAACUUUUACAACGACUGGGCUUACAACUUGGAGUACUGGAGGAACGGCUCGGAUGAGAAGUUUCUGGUGAAAUGCGAGUACGACUCCGAGGUGCUGAAGGGUCUGGAGCCCUGGACCACGUACUGCGUUCGAGUUCAAGCGUUUCUUCCCGAAUGAAAAAAACUGGGCUGUGGAGCCCGCCAGCCUGUGAGCAGACCAAGG